Molecule: messenger RNA, 1386 nt
Organism: Suillus clintonianus
Lineage: Eukaryota; Fungi; Basidiomycota; Agaricomycetes; Boletales; Suillaceae
Product: Rad1/Rec1/Rad17
Exons: 10
Coding region: 210-1292 (360 amino acids)
Biological process (GO): DNA repair; DNA damage checkpoint signaling
Cellular component (GO): checkpoint clamp complex
Source: RefSeq, a predicted model, not a curated record
AAGCUUUACAUGCGACACAUAUGUCGUUUUACUACUUGCAUACUAUACAUGCUACAAGCUCAUGCAUACCUUCUACCAUUCUGUUCGGGGUUUGUAAGCCAUACGAGGCAGUAACCGGCCAUACACGCUAGUGAUUCUUUUGUUGAUGCGCCUGACUCGUGGCACGCCGCACAAGUCUAAUUCCAAGUACUACCUGGGGAGAGUACAAAAUGUCGCAAAUAAUGUCGCAGCCAAUUCAACUAGAUAAGGCCAAACCUCUUUUAACAGCAUCUGUACACGAUGUUCGAUAUUUCGCCUCCCUCCUACGCGGAAUUGGCUUCUCGAAUCGAGCGUCUAUGACAUUGACAGCCAACAGUGGGAUGACUGUCACCGUCGAGGAAGCGCGAACACUGCUAGCAACGUCAUACAUCUAUGCGGACCAUUUUGACGAGUGGUCAUUCAACACCGACAACCUGCAGGCUGCCCCGUCUCAGUUGUCUCCACCUGACAUCGAUCGAGACGCCACGUCUUUUGAAAUUCCUCUGAACACCUUGCUUGAAUGCCUGAAUAUUUUUGGAACUGCGAACAUGUCUUCCUCAGGCAGUACAGGUUCGAAGCACAAGCAGUGGCGUCGAGCCGAUGAUGCCUCAGAUGACGAGAGGGGCAACGAGGGACGGCGUCCCAAUGCCAAUAGUAUCGAUCAGCACUUCGGCGGUAACGAGAAGCGGACGAGCAUGCGUCUCACAUAUGAGGGGCCUGGAUACCCCUUGACACUUGUUCUUGCAGAAGACUCGUCAGGGCCCACGACGACGUGUGAGAUAUCGACUUUCGAUACUGAGCCGAACUUAGAGCUCCCAUUUGAUGCUGAACAGACCGCCCUCAAGAUCAUUUUCAAGUCAUCGUUCUGGCUCCGUGAUGCCCUUGCAGAGCUUGAUCCAUCCUGUGAAAAAAUAACGUUGAUCGCCAACCCUGUAGCAGAUAUCCAGACAGCGCAAAGAGGCGUUCCCGCCAAACCCCUCUUUCGAAUACAGGGAACGGGAGCAUUCGGCAGCACUGAAAUGGACUAUCCAAACGACAGAGAGGUGCUAGAAACAUUCGAGUGUUCGCGCAGUGUCAGCUUCAGCUAUCGUUUUGCACCUCUGUCACGCACGCUGCGAGCUUUGCAGAACUCGACAAAGACAUCCCUUCGCCUUGAGCAGGAGGGUUUGUUGAGUUUGCAGUUCUUAGUGCCCGUGCCGAGGCCGCGGGGUGGCAUGUCAGAUUCUUUUAUCGAGUUUCGAUGUCUUGCUUUGGACGAUGAUGUCGCCCACUGAAGCAACGUGUGCCCUGCUCCUCAAUGGAGGUUGUGGCGAGCCAUCGGGUUUUCUCAAUGUAAAAGGAGGGGACCAGUACUUCAAACAUCUUACA